Molecule: messenger RNA, 1427 nt
Organism: Raphanus sativus (radish)
Lineage: Eukaryota; Viridiplantae; Streptophyta; Magnoliopsida; Brassicales; Brassicaceae
Exons: 4
Coding region: 188-1243 (351 amino acids)
Biological process (GO): tRNA threonylcarbamoyladenosine modification
Cellular component (GO): EKC/KEOPS complex; cytoplasm
Source: RefSeq, a predicted model, not a curated record
ACCAGAACCCUAAAUCUCUGUGGAGCAAAAAGAAAAAAAAAACACAGAGCUUCAAGCUCGAACGCCUCCAAUUUGACCGAGAGGGAACAUCACAAGGGGAAGACUGUAAAGACGUGUUCCCGAGAAGAUAAAGGGCAACUGUGUCCUUACUCGAAAACAGUUGACUCCGAGAAGUUGAGAGAAAGAGAUGAAGAGAAAGAUAGCUAUAGGUUUCGAGGGUUCAGCCAACAAGAUCGGCGUCGGAAUCGUAACGCUAGACGGCACAAUCCUAGCCAACCCUCGCCACACGUACAUAACCCCACCUGGUCACGGCUUCCUCCCUAGAGAGACUGCCCAUCACCAUCUCGACCACGUUCUUCCCCUAGUCAAAUCAGCUCUAGAAACCUCCAAAAUCACCCCGGAAGAAAUCGACUGCAUCUGCUACACCAGAGGCCCCGGGAUGGGCGCUCCCUUGCAAGUCUCGGCCAUCGUCGUCAGGGUGCUGUCCCAGCUCUGGAAGAAGCCUCUCGUCGGUGUGAAUCACUGCGUGGCUCACAUCGAGAUGGGGAGGGUUGUUACUGGUGCUGAUGAUCCUGUUGUUUUGUAUGUGAGCGGUGGGAACACUCAGGUGAUUGCUUAUAGUGAAGGGAGGUAUAGGAUUUUCGGUGAGACUAUUGAUAUCGCUGUUGGUAAUUGCUUGGACCGGUUCGCGAGGGUGUUGAAUCUGUCUAAUGAUCCGAGUCCUGGUUAUAACAUCGAGCAGCUUGCGAAGAAAGGAGAGAAGUUUAUUGACCUUCCUUAUGCUGUUAAAGGUAUGGAUGUAUCGUUCAGUGGGAUCUUGAGUUAUAUCGAAACUACUGCAGAGGAGAAGCUCAAGAACAACGAGUGCACACCAGCUGAUUUGUGCUACUCCCUUCAAGAGACGUUGUUUGCGAUGUUGGUUGAGAUAACGGAACGAGCGAUGGCUCAUUGUGACAAGAAAGACGUUUUGAUAGUUGGUGGAGUUGGGUGUAACGAGCGUUUGCAGGAUAUGAUGAGGACUAUGUGCUCUGAGCGUGACGGUAGGCUUUUUGCGACGGAUGACCGUUACUGCAUCGAUAACGGAGCCAUGAUUGCUUACACGGGUCUGCUCGCGUUUGUUAACGGUAUUGAAACGCCGUUGGAAGACUCUACCUUUACGCAGCGGUUUCGCACGGACGAGGUUCAUGCGGUGUGGCGAGAGAAGGAAGAUUUGGUACUUGGAGAUAAGAACGUGGCUGAUUAGUGAUUGUGUACCCCAUUUAUUUGUAUUUUUUUCGAUUAUGGUGACAUGUUAUGAAUGUUUUUGAUCAAAAAAAAAAAGUGACAUGUUAUGAAUGUUAUAUGAACUUAUGAUCGUUUCUUUUGUUUUUAAUGACACUUCUAGAUUGUUGUUACGCUUUUCAAAUUUCAAUGUUAGUUGGCAAGUA